CAUACGAAUACGGUCUGGUUGUUCCGUACCCAAUCUACCUUUACACGCACCCCCUACAUCUUCUUCUUCUAUAAAUAAAUGGCCCCUUCUUCGGAUAUCAAUUAAUUAAUUAAUUAAUUAAAUAUAAAUGUUAGUACAUUUAAUGGAGGGUUCGUCGUCGUCAUACCGGUCUUCGCUGGGGUUCCCCGUCGGCACGGCGGUGCUCCUCCUCGUCAUUUUCAGCCUCACCGGAAUAUUCUCCUGCUGCUACCACUGGGACAAACUCCGCCGCCGCGCCACCCUCGUCUCCGCCGACGCCAAAUCCCACCACCUCGAUUUGAAGCCGGCGAAGCAGCACCGGAGCAGCUUGCCGGUGAUAAUGCCGGGGGACAGCGUGCCCAGGUUUAUAGCGCUGCCGUGCCCCUGUGAGCCUCCGCGGCCGCCGACUGUUGUACUGCACGUGCAGAAUUUGCCGUCGGCGGCGCCGCGGAUCGCCGUACCUUUGUACUGAUGAAAGUAAGAGCUAGUAGGUAGUAUUUCUACGGUGGUAGCUCCUACUUUUUGAUCGAA
This is a messenger RNA of Andrographis paniculata, 549 nucleotides long. RefSeq lists its product as uncharacterized. The record is from RefSeq and is a predicted model, not a curated record. The transcript is spliced from 2 exons. Bases 128 to 490 code for a protein of 120 amino acids. NCBI's taxonomy places the organism in Eukaryota, Viridiplantae, Streptophyta, Magnoliopsida, Lamiales, Acanthaceae.